Molecule: messenger RNA, 8947 nt
Organism: Mastomys coucha (southern multimammate mouse)
Lineage: Eukaryota; Metazoa; Chordata; Mammalia; Rodentia; Muridae
Gene: Muc5ac
Product: mucin 5AC, oligomeric mucus/gel-forming
Exons: 50
Coding region: 1-8607 (2868 amino acids)
Cellular component (GO): extracellular matrix
Molecular function (GO): protein binding
Source: RefSeq, a predicted model, not a curated record
AUGGGCGUCAGCCGGAGAAAGUUGGUCCCAUUCUGGGUCCUAGCCCUGGCUCUGGCCUGCAGCCAACACAGAGGCCAGGCCCAACAGGACACUCUGAAAUCUUCCCGUGAACACCACUCUGACUUCUCUCAUCCUCAAGGGCAUGUUGGUACCCCACUCAAUAGGGUGACCAUCAUUCCACCUCUGAAGACCAUUCCUGUGGUACGAGCCCUCAACCCAGCACAUUCCAGGAGGGUGUGCAGCACAUGGGGCAACUUCCAUUACAAGACCUUUGAUGGACAGGUCUUCUACUUCCCUGGUCUCUGCAACUAUGUGUUCUCUGCACACUGUGGGGAUGCCUAUGAGGACUUCAAUAUCCAGCUUCGUCGUGGUCAGGAGUCUAAUUCCACCACUCCGAGCAGGGUCACUAUGAAGCUUGAUGGCCUAGUUGUUGAGCUGACCAAGAGCUCCGUCUUAGUCAAUAACCACCCGGUCCAGCUGCCCUUCAGCCAGUCUGGGGUCCUCAUUGAGCUCAGCAAUGGCUACUUGAAGGUGGUGGCCAGGCUGGGGCUGCUCUUCAUGUGGAAUGAUGAUGACAGUGUUCUGCUGGAGUUGGACACCAAAUAUACCAACAAGACUUGUGGUCUCUGUGGAGACUUCAAUGGCAGUCCAACAUCCAGCGAGUUCCUCUCCCACAAUGUUAGGCUGACACCCCUUGAGUUUGGGAACCUUCAGAAGAUGGAUGGCCCCACAGAGCAGUGCCAGGACCCCCUCCCUGUGUCCCAGAAGAACUGCUCCACCAGAUCUGGCAUCUGUGAAAAGAUCCUGAAAAGUGAGCUGUUCUCAGACUGUGCAGCCCUGGUGGACAUCAGCAGCUACCUGGAGGCUUGCCAGCAGGACCUCUGUCUCUGUGAGAGCUCGGACCCGUCUGACUGCAUCUGCCAUACCCUGGCUGAGUACUCCCGGCAGUGUGCACAUGCUGGAGGACAGCCUCAGGACUGGCGGGGUCCCAACCUCUGCUCUCAGACAUGUUCCCUCAACAUGCAGCACCAGGAAUGUGGCUCACCCUGUGUGGACACCUGCUCCAACCCCCAGCAUUCCCAGGUCUGUGAGGACCACUGUGUUGCUGGCUGCUUCUGUCCUGAGGGUAUGGUUCUUGAUGACAUAAAUCAGACUGGCUGUGUCCCUGUGUCCCAGUGUGCCUGCUUGUACAAUGGGGCAUUUUAUGCACCGGGUACCAAUUACUCUACUGACUGCACCAACACAUGCUCUGGAGGUCAGUGGAACUGCCAGGACAUCCCAUGCUCUGGCACCUGCUCAGUACUGGGAGGCUCCCACAUCUCCACAUUUGAUGAAAGGCAAUACACAGUACAUGGGGACUGCACCUAUGUUCUGAGCAAGCCCUGUCACAGCAAUGUCUUCACUGUGCUGGCUGAGCUGCGGAAGUGUGGAUUGACUGAAAGUGAGACUUGUCUGAAGACUGUGACAUUGAACCUGGGUGGGGGGCAGACGGUGGUCAUGGUGAAAGCCAGUGGAGAGGUUUUUGUGAACCAGAUCUAUACGCAGUUGCCAGUGUCUACAGCCAAUGUUACCUUCUUCCGGCCUUCAACCUACUUCAUCAUUGGUCAGACCAAUGUGGGUUUGCAGCUUGAGAUCCAGCUGAAUCCCAUUAUGCAAGUGUCUGCGCGUCUGAUGCCAGAAUUCAGGGGGCUAACCUGUGGGCUCUGUGGUAACUUCAACAGUAUUCAGGCUGAUGACUUCCAGACCAUCAGUGGGGUUGUGGAGGGCACAGCAGCUGCUUUCUUCAACACCUUCAAGACUCAGGCGGCUUGUCCCAAUGUCAAGAAUAUCUUUGAGGACCCCUGCUCGCUCAGCGUGGAGAAUGAAAAAUAUGCUCAGCAUUGGUGUUCUCGGCUGACUGACGCCAGUGGCCCAUUUUCCCAGUGCCAUGCCACUGUGAACCCUAGCAUCUUCUUCUCGAACUGCAUGUUUGACACGUGCAAUUGUGAGAAGAGUGAGGACUGCAUGUGUGCAGCCCUGUCCUCCUAUGUGCGUGCCUGUGCUGCCAAAGGUGUGCUGCUCAGUGACUGGAGAGAUGGCAUCUGCACAAAGCCUACAGUUACCUGUCCCAAGUCAAUGACUUAUCAAUAUCAUAUCAGCACUUGCCAGCCCACCUGCCGUGCUCUGAGUGAGGAAGAUGUCACCUGCCAUGUCAACUUCAUCCCUGUAGAUGGCUGCACCUGCCCCAAAGGCACCUUCUUGGAUGAUUCAGGCAAAUGUGUACAGGCCACCAGCUGUCCUUGCUACUACAAGGGAUCCACAGUUCCCAAUGGCGAGUCUAUGCAUGACAAUGGGGCCAUUUGCACCUGCACCCAAGGAGCACUGACUUGUAUUGGAGGUCCUGCCCCGACUCCAGUGUGUGAUGCACCCAUGAUCUAUUUUGACUGUCACAAUGCCACACCUGGUGACCCUGGAGCUGGAUGUCAGAAGAGCUGUCACACCCUAGACAUGACCUGCUAUAGCUCUGAGUGCGUGCCUGGCUGUGUGUGCCCGAAUGGGCUGGUGGCAGAUGGCAAUGGAGGCUGUGUUGUUGCUGAAGACUGUCCUUGUGUGCACAAUGAGGCCACCUACAGGCCUGGGGAGACCAUCCAAGUGGGCUGCAACAACUGCACCUGUGAGAACAGGAUGUGGCAAUGCACCGACAAUCCUUGCCUGGCCACCUGUGCUGUGUAUGGGGAUGGCCACUACAUCACUUUUGAUGGGCAGCGCUACAGUUUCAAUGGGGACUGCGAGUAUACACUGCUGCAGGACAACUGUGGUGGGAAUGGCAGCUCCCAGGAUGCCUUUCGUGUUAUCACUGAGAACAUCCCCUGUGGUACUACAGGAACCACCUGCUCCAAGGGCAUCAAGAUCUUCCUGGGGAACUACGAGCUGAAGUUGAGUGACAGCAAGAUGGAAGUGGUCCAGAAGGAUGUGGGGCAGGAACCCCCCUACUUUGUCCACCAGAUGGGCAACUACCUGGUGGUGGAAACCAACAUUGGCCUGGUGCUUUUGUGGGACAAGAAGACCAGCAUCUUUCUCAGACUCAGCCCUGAAUUCAAGGGCAAAGUCUGUGGCCUGUGUGGGAACUUUGAUGACAAUGCCAUCAAUGAUUUCACCACACGCAGCCAGUCUGUGGUCAGUGACAUGCUGGAGUUUGGAAAUAGCUGGAAGUUGUCUCCAUCCUGCCCGGAUGCCCCGGUGUCCAAGGACCCCUGCACUGCCAACCCUUACCGCAAAUCCUGGGCCCAAAAGCAAUGCAGCAUCAUCAACAGCGCAACCUUCUCAGCUUGCCAUGCUCAUGUGGAGCCGGCCAAGUACUAUGAAGCUUGUGUGAAUGAUGCGUGUGCCUGUGACUCAGGGGGUGACUGCGAGUGUUUCUGCACUGCUGUGGCCGCCUAUGCCCAGGCUUGCCAUGAAGUGGGAGUGUGUGUGUCCUGGAGGACACCAGACAUCUGCCCACUGUUCUGUGACUACUACAACCCAGAGGGUCAGUGUGAGUGGCACUACCAGCCAUGUGGGGCCCCCUGCAUGCGCACCUGCCAGAACCCUACUGGACUGUGCCUACAAGAUCUCCGUGGUCUGGAAGGAUGCUAUCCCAAGUGCCCACCAACAGCUCCCAUCUUUGAUGAGGGUGCUAUGCAGUGUGUAUCCAACUGUACUGUCACCCCCUCACCUGUACCACCACAUCCCUGCCGUGUCAAUGGAAAGUUGUACCGGCCAGGUACAUCAGUACCUUCAGACAAAAACUGUUAUUCCUGCAUUUGUACGGAGAGUGGUGUGCGCUGUACCCAUGAUGAUGGUGCCUGUGUCUGUACCUACAAUGGACAACAGUUCCAUCCUGGGGACAUCAUCUACCACACAACAGAUGGCAUGGGAAGCUGCAUCUCUGCACACUGCAGGGCCAAUGGUACCAUCGAGAGGAGCGUUGAAACCUGCAGUUCCACUACCCCCACACCCCUCACCACUUUCUCCUUCUCCACAUUGCCCGUCAUGACCUCAAUGCAACCCUCCAGCACACAUUCCAGUCCUACCCCAAGUGUGGUGUACCCAGGGUCUCCAAGCAAGGCUGAGUCGACAACCAGCAGCAUAUUGUUUGUGAAGACCUCUGCCACAGCCCCUAUCUCGACCACGUCUACUUCGGCCUCCACCGUACCCACAUCAGGUUGCCGGGAGAAGUGCUUCUGGUCUCCCUGGAUGGAUGUCAGCCAUCCUGGACGUGGCAUUGACAGUGGUGACUUUGACACUCUGGAGAACCUCCGUGCCCACGGCUACCAGAUCUGCCCAGUGCCAAAAGCAGUGGAGUGCCGUGCUGAGGCUAGCCCUGAGGUGCCUCUUCAAGAACUGCAGCAGCACCUGCAGUGUAGCACAACUGUAGGGCUGAUCUGUUACAAUAGUGAUCAGCUGUCAGGGCUCUGUGACAACUACCAGAUCAAAGUCCAGUGCUGUAACCCCGUCAACUGUCCAACCUCCAGUGGUCCUACCCAGAUGACCCAUCUGACAGCCUCUACGACAAUUACCAUGGGGGACACAACCUCCUCAGUCCCUGUCACCUCAACUGAGCACAAGUACAGCACAGUCACCUCAGGUCCUUCUACCCAUACCCCAAGUCCAUCUCCCUCUUCCCCAGUACCUUCUUCCUCAGCUCCAGUUCCAUCUACUCCUGCUCCAGUCAAUUCUACCACUGUUAGAACAACUCUGUUCGUCAUAAGCCCAACACCAAAGCCAACUCCAGCCACAUCAUCUGUGUCCAUCUCAAGCUCAGGGUCCACCAUGUCCUCCUUUGAGACAACUCAUGAGUGCAAACAGGAGCUUUGUAAUUGGACUGAUUGGAUAGAUGGAAGCUACCCUGGGUCUGGAAGAAACAGUGGAGAUUUUGACACCUUUGUAAACCUGAGAUCCAAAGGAUACAAGUUCUGUGAGAAGCCACGAAAUGUUGAGUGUAGGGCUCAGUUCUUUCCCAACACACCCCUGGAGGAGCUGGGGCAGGAUGUGACCUGCAGCCCAGAGGAGGGUUUGAUCUGUUUGAACAAGAACCAGCUGCCACCCAUGUGCUACAACUACGAGAUCCGGAUAGAGUGCUGCAAGGUAGUAAACAACUGUUCCACAGCUUCAGCUACCACACAUCCUUCCUCACACGGAGUCAGUACAAAAACAAAGACCACCUGGACCACAAACAUGUAUUCCUCUUCCACCAAGGACACCAGUAGUCACUCAGCAACCACACACACAAAGACUUGGGUCUCAGGUAGUCCACACACAACUACUCAACCAGUGACCACCCACUGCCAGCCACAGUGCAACUGGACCAAGUGGUUUGACACUGACUUCCCGGAUGCCACUCUUCUCAGUACCUCAAGUGAGACUGUCACCAGCUCAACACCUGGUACCACUUCCAUGCUCAUAUCAAGCAGAACUUCCAUGCCCCAAACGAUGACAACCAUUGUGCAGACAGACAGUACCACCUCCAUGUCCCAGACUAGCUCACCUGCUACAGGAAAAACUAGCACUCCCCACAAAACCCAAACCAGCUCAACACCUAUAGGAGGAACCAGCACCACGGGUCCCAGUUCUCCUUCUGAGGUGACUUAUUCCCCAGUGACCACCCACUGCCAGCCACAGUGCAACUGGACCAAGUGGUUUGACACUGACUUCCCGGAGCCUGGGCCCCAUGGAGGAGACCUGGAAACCUACAGCAACAUCAAGAGGAGUGGAGAGAGACUCUGUCACCGGCCAGAAGAGAUCACACGGUUGCAAUGCAGGGCUAAGAACUACCCUGAGAGAGAGAUGGAGGAUCUGGGUCAGGUGGUGCAGUGCGACCCCAGUGUGGGCCUGGUGUGCAACAACAGGGACCAGGGGGGCGACUCUGGGAUGUGCCUCAACUAUGAGGUGCGACUGUUGUGCUGUCACGUUCCUGAAGACUGCCCCAGGACCUAUCAGACUCCUCCUGUGACAUUAUCCCAUAAGCCCUCAUCUCCAGUUGUGUCAGCGUCAUCUGUGUCCCCAUCCUCAAUGACCAGCACUAGGGUUCACUCUACCACCCCUUGUUUCUGCAGUGUGUCAGGCCAGUUAUACCCCUUGGGAUCCAUCAUCUACAACCGGACAGACCUUGAUGGCCACUGUUACUAUGCGCUGUGCAGCCUGGAUUGUCAGGUGGUCAAAGGGAUUAGUCAAGACUGCCCCUCCACCAUGCCGUCCCCUGCACCAACUCUAUCUGCAUCUACCACUCCGCCUGUCAUGGAGCGGGAUCGAUGCAAUGUGUUUCCUCCAAGACUGAGAGGUGAGACCUGGCCCAUGCCGAAUUGUUCCCAAGCCACCUGUGAGGGCAACAAUAUUGUCUCCUUGAGCCCACGCCAGUGCCCAGAACUGAAGAAGCCAUCUUGUGCCAAUGGCUACCCACCUCUGAAGGUGGAUGACCAGGAUGGUUGCUGCCAGCACUACCAGUGCCAGUGUGUUUGCAGUGGCUGGGGUGACCCCCACUACAUCACAUUUGAUGGCACCUACUACACUUUCCUGGAUAACUGCACAUACGUGCUGGUGCAGCAGAUCGUGCCUGUGUUUGGAUACUUCCGUGUACUCAUUGACAACUACUUCUGUGACCUGGGAGACAGCGUUUCCUGCCCACAGUCCAUCAUUGUCGAGUACCACCAGGACCGUGUGGUGCUGACCCGCAGGCCAGUGAACGGGGUCAUGACCAAUCAGAUCAUCUUCAACAGUAAAGUCGUCAGUCCUGGCUUCCAGCAGAACGGCAUUGUCAUCUCCCGUGUGGGUAUCAAGAUGUACGUUACCAUCCAGGAGAUUGGUGUCCGGGUCAUGUUUUCAGGUCUCAUCUUCUCAGUCGAGGUGCCUUUCAACUUGUUUGCCAACAACACAGAGGGCCAGUGCGGCACUUGCACCAAUAACAAAAAGGAUGAGUGCCGCCUGCCUGGGGGUUCCAUAACCUCCAAUUGUUCUGAGAUGUCUCUCCACUGGAAGGUGCCCAACCAGCCUUCCUGCCAAGGGCCUCCACCAACACCAACUUCAGUGGUACCCAGGCCUUCACCUACUCCGUGCCCAUCGUCGCCACUCUGUGAACUCAUCCUAAGCGACGUCUUCAAGCUCUGCCAUGACGUCAUCCCCCCACUGCAGUUCUAUGAAGGCUGCUUAUUUGACUACUGCCACAUGUUGGACCUGGAGGUGGUAUGCUCAGGCCUAGAGCUCUAUGCAUCACUCUGUGCAGCCCAAGGGGUGUGCAUCCCUUGGAGAAGCUACACCAACAACACCUGUUCAUUCACGUGCCCUGAUAACAAAGUAUACCAGCCUUGUGGCCCAUCCAACCCUCACUACUGCUACAGGGAUGAUGGCGUCAGCUCAAGUUUGACCCUUCAAGAGGCUGGUCCCCAGACAGAGGGCUGCUUCUGUCCAGACAGCAUGACACUUUUCAGUACCAAUAACUCAAUCUGUGUGCCUUCCUGCCAAUGGUGUCUGGGGCCUCACGGGGAACCUGUGGAGCCGGGCCACACCAUCAGCAUCGACUGCCAGGACUGCAUCUGUAAGGAAGCCACACUGACCUGCCAAAGGAAGUUCUGUCCCCAGCCCACCUGUCCAGAGCCUGGCUUUGUGCCAGUGCCUGUAGCCCUGGAGGCUGGCCAGUGUUGUCCCCAGUUCAGCUGUGCCUGCAACUCCAGCCACUGCCCUCCGCCUCUGCACUGCCCGAAGAACUCUAGCCUGAUAGUCACAUAUGAGGAGGGAGCUUGCUGCCCAAGCCAGAACUGUAGCAGUCAGAAGGGCUGUGAAGUCAACGGGACUCUCUACCAGCCUGGUGACGUGGUCUCCUCCAGCCUCUGUGAAAGAUGCCUAUGUGAGGUUUCCAGCAAUGCCCUUGCCGAUGUCUUUGGGGUCAACUGUGAGACUGAGCUCUGUAACACCCAGUGUCCUAAGGGCUCUGAAUACCAUGCCAUGCCAGGGCAGUGCUGUGGCCGGUGUAUACCGAAGACCUGCCCCUUUAAGACCAGCAACAGCUCUACCUACCUCUACCAGCCUGGUGAGCUCUGGUCAGAACCUGGCAACCCGUGUGUGACUCAUAAGUGUGAGAAAUUCCAAGAUGCACUCAUAGUGGUGACAAUGAAGACAGAGUGUCCCAAGAUCAACUGUCCGAAGGGCCAGGCUCAGCUGAGAGAAGAUGGGUGCUGCUAUGAUUGUCUCGUAACCCAGCAGAAAUGUACAGUGUACCAAAGACAGCAGAUCAUCCGUCAGCAAAACUGCAGCUCUGAGGGCCCAGUGAGCAUCUCCUACUGCCAGGGCAACUGUGGGGACAGCACCUCCAUGUACUCCCUGGAGGCCAACAAGGUGGAGCACACAUGUGAAUGUUGCCAGGAGCUGCAAACCUCGCAGAGGAGUGUGACUCUGCGCUGUGACGACGGCUCCAGUCGGACCUUUAGCUACACCCAGGUUGAGAAGUGUGGCUGCCUGGCCCAGCGGUGCCAUGCUCCAGGGGACACAAGUCACGCUGAGUCCUCAGAACAAGAGUUCAAGUCCAAGGAAAGUGGGGAACAUGGCCAGCAGUCGGCAUUCAGGGUCAGUGAGGACGUGCUUGGGCCUUUCCAGUAAACUGAGCACCACAGCUAUCCCAACCAACAAGUCCUCCUGAGGCCAGCAGGACAUGUACUUUAGUCCAAGUGGCUUGAAUUCUACCCACCUGCCACUUCCUCUUCAAGAGGAACAUUGACCCGGAUGUUCUUGGAGGUGGGAGAGGCCCUUCUCCACCGAUUAGGAGCGUGGUGGUCACAGGCUUCUUUUGAAAGAACUUCAUUAUCACCCAAGGGUCCCAAGAAUGACAGUCACUUGCAUUCAGAUAUCAGCUGCUUGGCCUCACUCCCACCUCAGCCCUGUACCUGUGUCCCUCUUUCCAGGAAAUGACCAAUAUGUUUUAUAAAUAUACUUAAGAGCA